AAGGGUGAAAAUAGUUUGGCUAGAUUUGGAAAGUGAUAGAGUCAUCGCGGUCGUGGUGGCGAUUGUGAUCAUCGGUAUCUCGGCUAGAGCUAAUCGAAAAGCCGCGCGCAACCACCUUCACGCAAGAUGACAGCGAAGUAUGUUUUUAUGACGCUGAUCAACGCGGCCUUUCUUUGCCUCACAUCCACCAUACUUUCGGAAUCGGCUGGCUCUUCCUGCAAGUGGUUGUCAGAGGGUGGUAACGACACGCGCUCCGCCGACUGCACCCUUCGUGUCUUGGAUCCGGGCGCGAUUACCAGCCUGGUCGCGUCGCUCGACGGCGCUCUGAAAUUACGAAUACGUUGCAGCGACGUCCAUCACUUCGAGAGUAGUUUCAACGCGCAAACCUGGCAGCGUUUGACGAGUCUGCACGAGCUCCACGUGCAUGGAUGCAAGGUGUUGCGAAUACCGGAGGGUGCAUUCCAGCCGCUGCUCGAGCUCAAGAAACUGACUGUGCAGACGUUUAACGCCGUAUGGGGUGCCAGUCGUUUUCUCGAGCUCGCUCCGGAUUCCUUCCUCGGUCUACGAGAACUGCACACCCUGGAAAUCGUCGAGAGUAACGUGCAAGCGUUACCGGUCAACCUGCUCUGCGGAUUGGACAACCUGCAAACGUUGAACCUGACGGAGAAUCGGUUCCACGACGUGAAUGACAUCGGAUUGAACAGACGCGAUACUGACAGAGACAGCGAGAGUGACGGGUCCGACGGAGGCGACGAGUCGUCGUCAUCGUCAUCGUCAUCGUCGUCUUCGUCUUCGUCAACGUCGUGUCGCGCGGACAUUCGAAUCUUGGACCUGUCGCGCAACGAGAUCACGCGUCUGCAGGAGAACAGUCCAUUGCUGGGACUACGGCAGCUCCAAGAGUUGCACCUGCAACGGAACGCGAUUGUGGAAAUUGCCGGUGACGCACUCUCCGGGUUGACCGUGCUGCGUACCUUUAACGCCAGUUAUAAUUCUCUGGACUCGUUGCCCGAAGGGUUGUUCGCCAGUACGAGGGACCUUCGGGAGAUACACCUGGCGUACAACGGCCUCCGCGACCUGCCGAAGGGUAUAUUCACCCGACUGGAGCAGCUGCUGGUACUCAAUCUCGCCGGGAAUCGGUUGGGCAGCGAUCGGGUGGACGAGACAACGUUCCUUGGGCUGAUACGACUGAUCGUUCUCGACCUGUCUUACAACAUGCUGACGCACAUAGACGCUCGUAUGUUCAAGGAUCUGUUCUUCCUGCAAAUCCUCGAUCUACGGAACAACUCGAUCGAUCGGAUCGAGAGCAACGCCUUUCUGCCACUCUACAAUCUGCACACCCUCGAGCUGUCCAAUAACAAACUGCACACCGUGGGAGCGCAGCUUUUCAACGGUCUGUUCGUGCUGAAUCGGCUCACGUUGUCCGGCAAUACCAUCGCUGGCAUCGACCCACUCGCGUUUCGCAACUGCUCCGAUUUGAAGGAACUGGAUAUGAGCGGUAACGAGCUUACGUCCGUGCCCGACGCGCUGCGCGACCUAGCUCUGCUGAAGACCCUCGACCUAGGCGAGAACCGGAUCAGCAAUUUUUACAACGGCUCGUUCCGCAAUCUCGACCAGCUCACCGGGCUGCGUCUGAUCGGCAACGACAUCGGCAAUCUGUCGCGCGGCAUGCUCUGGGACCUACCCAAUCUGCAGAUCCUGAACCUGGCCAGGAACAAGGUACAGCACGUCGAGAGGUACGCCUUCGAACGGAACAUGCGUCUCGAGGCGAUUCGGCUGGACGGUAAUUUCUUAUCGGAUAUUAACGGUGUCUUCACCAGCAUCGCCAGCCUAUUGUUGUUGAACCUUUCCGAGAAUCACAUCGAGUGGUUCGAUUACGCCUUCAUACCCGGCAAUUUGAAGUGGCUGGAUAUACACGGGAAUUUCAUCGAGAGCCUGGGAAACUAUUACAAGAUACGCGACUCCAAGGUGAAGACCCUGGACGCCAGUCACAAUCGCAUCACGGAGCUGUCCCCGUUGUCCGUGCCGGACAGCGUGGAGUUGCUGUUCAUAAACAACAAUUACAUCGGCCUGGUGCGGCCGAAUACGUUCACGGACAAGGUGAACCUAACCAGGGUGGACAUGUACGCGAAUAUGAUCGAGACGAUGGAACUGACGUCGUUGCUGUUGACCAAGGUGCCCGAGGACAGGCCCCUGCCGGAGUUCUACAUCGGCGGUAAUCCGUUCAACUGUAAUUGCUCGAUGGAUUGGUUACCGGCGAUCAACAAUCAGACGUCUACCAGGGAAUACCCGCGCAUCAUGGACUUAGACAACGUGAUGUGCCGCACAUCCGGCCCACGUGGCGUCGCUAUCGUGUCCGCAUCGACAGCGCGAUCAGAGCAGUUCCUCUGCCGUUACGAGGCCCAUUGUUUCGCCCUUUGUCACUGCUGCGAUUUCGACGCGUGCGACUGCGAGAUGACAUGUCCGGCCGGUUGCAAAUGCUACAACGACCGCACGUGGAACACGAACGCCGUGGACUGCUCGGGCCUGAGGGUAGAGGAGAUACCGAGGCGCAUACCUAUGGACGCGACCGAGGUCUACCUGGACGGUAACGUGUUGCAAGAGUUGCAGAAUCACGUGUUCAUAGGACGCAAGAACAUGAGGGUGCUGUACGUGAACGCGAGCGGCAUCGAGUCGAUUCAGAAUCGCACGUUCAACGGCCUGAACAAUCUGCAGAUCCUACACCUCGAGGACAAUCGGAUACGCGAGUUGAAGGGCUUCGAGUUCGAGCGGCUGUCUCACCUGCGCGAACUCUAUCUGCAGAACAAUCUGAUCGGCUUUAUCGGUAACCUGACCUUUCUGCCUCUACGCUCGCUGGAGAUAUUGCGGCUGAGCGGGAAUCGAUUGGUGACGUUCCCGGUGUGGCAGGUUACGUUGAACGCUAGGCUGGUCGAGCUGUCUCUCGGUAGCAACCCGUGGUCCUGUCGUUGCAAGUUUUUGCAAGAGCUAUCCUCCUGGGUGUCGGACAACGCGCACAAAGUGGUGGACGCGAGCGACGUUUGGUGCUACUACGGGGGUGACGCGAGGCCGGCCUAUAGGCGUCGUUUGAACGUCAACGAAACGGUCUGUUCCGAUUACUUUUCUCAGGGUGGCGUGAUCGAGAGCAUCAUGGUUUCCGAUUAUUUGCCUCUGGUGGCCGCCACCUUGUCGGCCGUGCUGGUCCUCCUGGUGAUCAUCGUUCUCGCGUUCAUAUUCCGAGAGCCUGUCGGUGCCUGGGCGUACUCCAAGUACGGGUUACGAUUCCUGCGGACGAAGCCGGGCAAAUCGACUGGGACCGCGACCAUGCCAUCCGCGGCGCCGAUGGCCGCGUGCUGCGACGUCGACCGCGACCGUCUUUACGAUUGUUACGUCUGUUAUAGUCCAACGGACGAGGACUUCGUGCUGCACUCGUUAGCCGUGGAACUCGAACAUGGCACCGCUGGCCUUAGACUGUGUUUGCACCACCGCGACCUACCUUGCCUGCUACGCGCUUCUGCCCCGGCACCGGUCGUCCUGGAAGCGGUGGACGCGUCCCGGCGAGUGCUCAUCGUGCUCACUCGUAAUUUCCUCCAAACCGAAUGGUCCCGUUUCGAGUUUCGCGCUGCGCUUCACGAAGCCCUCCGCGGCAGGGCCGCGCAGUUGAUCAUCGUGCAGGCUGGACACGCGUGCCCCGAAGUGGAACGCGAUCCCGAGCUACGGCCGUAUCUCAGGACCGCGGCCGCCAUUCUCACGUGGGGCGAGAAGAGGUUCUGGGAACGUCUCCGGUACGCGAUACCAUCGGCCAACACCAUGGGCGACAUAUCGGUGGAGAGCAAGUCGUCGCCACUGGUGUACAAGCGCAACAUCAAUACCUACACGCUGGACGGUGUCGGUAGCGAAAAGACGAGCAUGUCGACGCUUCGUGCGCAGGAACGACAGCGUUCCCUGUUCAAAGACUCCUCGCCAACGACCGCGUUGAUGUUGCAACACGCGCCACCGGCUUAUUCCUGCGGCACGGUUUCCGUUCCGCAGCAACAGCCGCCGCCUUCGUCGCCGCAGCCCAGGCUGACCGUCAAUCACGCCUACCGAGAUGCGGUUACCGUGCCGGGUAGCAAUCUCAUCGCCACGAACACGACGGUCAGCAGCGGCAGCAGCGAGGAUCACAGAAGGCCGCUGUCCGAGCACAUAUAUUCGUCCAUCGACUCGGAUUAUUCGACGCUGGAGAGAACCGCCUGGAGACAGCAGCAGCCACCGCCUCCGCCGCCGCCACCAUCGUCCGGCCAGGCCUAUCUCGUCUAGCUUCGCGCCCAUUCUCUUCUGCUUGUGAUACGUUCUUUCGGAAGGAUGAAGAAGCUUCUCUCGCUUUUUGUGUUCACUACCGCAAAGGGGACGGAUUGCUAUACUUGCCGAACUUUCU
This is a messenger RNA of Eufriesea mexicana, 4411 nucleotides long. RefSeq names its product Toll-like receptor 7 (gene Toll-7). The record is from RefSeq and is a predicted model, not a curated record. The transcript has a single exon. Lineage: Eukaryota; Metazoa; Arthropoda; Insecta; Hymenoptera; Apidae. Gene Ontology annotation, biological process: signal transduction. Gene Ontology annotation, molecular function: protein binding. Bases 127 to 4293 code for a protein of 1388 amino acids.